Molecule: messenger RNA, 7242 nt
Organism: Thalassophryne amazonica
Lineage: Eukaryota; Metazoa; Chordata; Actinopteri; Batrachoidiformes; Batrachoididae
Gene: prex1
Product: phosphatidylinositol-3,4,5-trisphosphate-dependent Rac exchange factor 1
Exons: 41
Coding region: 287-5254 (1655 amino acids)
Biological process (GO): intracellular signal transduction
Molecular function (GO): guanyl-nucleotide exchange factor activity; protein binding
Source: RefSeq, a predicted model, not a curated record
CCCUGUGGCACCGGGUCCCUCCUCCUCCUCCUUCUGCGCUGCUGAUCUUCUGUUGCUCUCAGCUGGCGCUGGAUCACUCAGGCUUACUGUUGCUAUCCGCUACUUUUCACCAACUUUACUUCUCACGUCGUCGUGGUGCGUUAUUGUGCAUCACCGCUCGCCGGAGAGAUUUAGUAAAAGUUGCGGCUGCAAAAUGGACUAAAGGCAUCAAGUCUGCACCGUGUGUGGGUUUUUUUUUAUUUUAUUUUAUUUUCUGCACCCUUUCUGAGGGGUUGAAAUCAGCAGCAUGGAAGAGCAAGACGGGCACCUGGAGAACGUUAUCCACGCCGCCAAGGACUCGGACCGACAGGAGCGGCUCAGGCUUUGUGUCCUAAAUGAAAUCUUGAACACCGAGAGGGAUUAUGUUGGGACAUUACGCUUCCUCCAGUCGGCAUUUUUGCACAGAAUCCGACAAACUGCAGAUGACCAACAGUGUCUCUCACCCGAAAACGUUAAGAUUCUCUUUUCAAAUAUCGAGGACAUCCUGGAGCUGCACGUAGACGUGCUGCGGGCUGUGGAGGCCCGUCUGCAGCCAGAACCUCAGCCUCAGCACGCUCUGGGCUACGUGUUUCUUGAUUUUAAGGACAGAUUCUCUGUGUACGGCGAGUACUGCAGUAACCAUGAGAAGGCUUUGCGGCUCCUCAUGGAACUAAACAAGAUCCCCAACGUCAGAACCUUCCUGUUGCACUGUAUGCUACUGGGAGGUAAGAAAAGCACAGAUAUUCCUCUGGAGGGUUAUCUUCUCACUCCCAUACAGAGGAUCUGCAAGUACCCUCUGCUGCUUAAGGAGCUGCUGAAACGGACUCCAAAGAAGCACACGGAUUAUCCAGCAGUGGAAGAAGCUCUGCAGGCCAUGAAGGCUGUCUGCUCCAACAUCAAUGAGACCAAGAGGCAGAUGGAGAAACUGGAGGCUCUGGAGCAACUGCAGUCCCACAUUGAAGGCUGGGAGGGAACCAACCUGACAGAUAUCUGCACGGAGUUGCUUCUUCAUGGCAACCUGCUUAAAAUCUCAGCUGGCAACAUCCAGGAGCGAGUCUUCUUUCUCUUUGACAACCUUUUGGUUUACUGUAAGAGGAAAUCUAGGGUUUCUGGAAAGAAGUCCACCAAGAGGACCAAGUCCAUUAACGGGCCCCUCUAUGUGUUCAGAGGUCGAAUCAACACUGAGGUGAUGGAGGUGGAAAAUGUAGAAGAUGGAACAGCGGAUUAUCACAGCAACAAUUACACCGUGACGAACGGCUGGAAGAUCCACAACACGGCUAAAAACAAGUGGUUUGUCUGCAUGGCCAAAAAUGCAAAGGACAAGCAGAAGUGGCUUGAUGCUAUAUUGAAGGAGCGGGAGCAAAGAGAGAGUCUCAAACUGGGUAUGGAGCGGGAUGCCUAUGUGAUGAUUGCAGAGAAGGGGGAGAAGCUCUACCACAUGAUGAUGACCAAGAGCCGGCACCUGAUUAAAGAUCGACGCAGGAAACUCAGCAUUGUGCCCAAGUGCUUCAUGGGAAAUGAGUUUGUGUCCUGGCUGCUAGAAAGUGGAGAGAUCAGCAAACCAGACGAAGGGGUCAACCUGGGUCAAGCUUUGUUGGAAAAUGGCAUCAUUCACCACGUGUCAGACAGACAUCAGUUCAAGAAUGAACAGGUGAUGUAUCGCUUCCGCUAUGAUGACGGCACCUACAAGGCCCGCAGCGAGAUGGAGGACAUCGUGUCGAAGGGUGUCAGACUGUACUGCCGCCUUCACAGCCUCCACACGCCUGUCAUCAAGGACAGAGACUAUCAUUUGAAAACCUUUAAAUCUGUGGUGCCUGCGAGCAAACUGGUGGACUGGCUUCUCUCACAGGGAGACUGCUCGACCCGCGAGGACGCUGUGACGCUGGGUGUGGGGCUCUGCAACAACGGUUUCAUGCACCACGUCUUGGAGAAGAGCGAGUUCAAAGACGAUUCACAGUUCUUUCGUUUCUACGCCGACGAAGAGACAGAAGGUACCGGUACCAAGAGCAAGCAGCUCCAGCGCAGUGACUUCAAACUCAUAGAGAACAUUUUGGCCAAGUCCCUUGUGAUUCACCCUGAAGAGGAAGACUACGGCUUUGAGAUUGAGGAGAAAAACAAGGCCAUUGUGGUGAAAUCCGUCACCAGGGGCUCACACGCUGAGAUGGCAGGACUGCAGGUGGGCAGGAAGAUCUACACCAUCAACGAGGACCUGCUGUUCCUCAGGCCUUUCUCCGAGGUGGAAACCAUGAUCAGCCAGGCAUUCUGCAUACGACGCUCCCUACGGCUGCUGGUCACCACCAAAGCCAAGGAGAUUGUAAAGGUUCCUGACAACCCAGAUACCCUCUCCUUUAGACUCUGUGGCUCCGCCCCUCCUCAUGUCCAUGCUGUCAGGAAAGGCUGGGAGGCGGCGGGGGCGGGUCUCCAACCCGGUCAUGUGAUCCUCAAGGUCAAUGGCAACAACGUCAACCAGAGUGAUUACAGAGAGGUCCUGGAGCACUUCACUGCACAACACACACACCGGGAGCCUCCUCAUCUGUGUCAGUGGGUGUAUCGCGCAUUUGAGGAUGUGGAAGAAGUGCAUAGAGGAGGAAGUGCCGAAGUUCUUCCAUUGGAGAACGGCUCAGACCAUGAGGAGGAGAAUGACACCAAAGGAACAGACUGCAGGCUGCAAAGACUCUCCCUCUCCAGUGAUCUUCCACUCAUCAAUCUGACUGUGGAUAAUGUCCACCUGGAGCACGGUGUGAUCUAUGAAUACGUCAGCACUGCUGGUAUCAAGAGCCACGUCCUGGAGAAGAUGGUGGAGCCCAAAGGCUGCUUCAGCCUCACUGCUAAGAUCCUGGAGGCGUUUUCUGAUGAUGACAGCCACUUUGUGUGUAACUGCAGCCAGCUCAUCUCCCAGAACGACAAAGUAGUUUCCAUGCCUCAGUAUGAGUUCAGACAAAUAUGUGACACCAAGCUGGAGAGUAUCCGGCGCCGCGUUAGCAGCUACGAGCAGUUUGCCUUGGAGCUGAGGAACAGGGCGUGGCCCACCUUCAAGCAGGCUGGGGUUUGUCCUCACCCACUGGGCUGCAUGGACUUUGUUCCCACCAACUGCCAUGUCAACUUGAUGCAAGUUUCCUAUCCCAAAAGCACCACCUCUGCUGGCAGGACUUUCAGCAUCCGCUUUGGGCGGAAGAACUCCCUGUUUGGCAUGGAUCCUGACCAAGCACAACUCAACCCCAUGUCACACACCCUGCACUGUGUGACCAGUAUGGGCGCUCCUACCUGGAACUGCACCGGCUUGGAAGGGGAUGAGCCGGAAGGCAACGGGGAGGUGACCAUGGAUGGAGGAGACUGUAGACAAGGUGGCCACGGGGAAGGCGGGUUGAGCAAUUUGCUCAAACAGGAGGACACGGAAACCCAGAACACCUACAUUCAGCUGUACAGUCGCCUGGACGUGGCCGUGCGGGAGAUGAGGCAGUAUGUCACUCAGAUAGACGUCUUGUUAUCAUCUAUCACCGAACCCACACAGCUCCAAAGGGAGGGCGAGGAGCCUGCGGUCUACGAGUCGAGCCAGCUGCCCUCGAUGGCCCCCUGUGAGGACGGCUGCGACCAGGACAAAGUGGAACAAGGUGGCAUUAAAAGGGUCUGUUUCAAGGUGACCGAAGAUGAUCAGGAGGACUCAGGCCAUGACACAAUGAGCUACAGGGACUCCUACAGUGAGUGCAACAGCAACAGAGAUUCCGUUCUGUCCUACACCAGUGUCCGGAGCAACAGCUCCUAUCUCGGAAGUGAUGAGAUGGGAUCAGGGGACGAGCUGCCGUGUGACAUGAGGAUUCCCUCAGACAAACAAGACAAACUGCACGGCUGCCUUGAGCACCUUUUCAACCAGGUUGACUCCAUCAACAGCCUGCUCAAAAGCUCGGACAUGACCAGGGCCUGUGAAGAAACCAAGCACUUUUACUCUGACCACAGCCAUCCAGUCAUCAGCUUUAUGCGAACAGAGUUUUGCCAGACAGAGGACUGGACCGUACGGUGUCGCUCUGACAUCCAUAAGAACAUCCUGGAGGACCCUUGGAACCUUCCCACCGCAAUCAAAUCCCUGGUAGAGGGACUGCAGAGAUUUGUGGACUAUGGAAAGAACCAGCUGCUUCUGGCUCUGCUCAAGUGCACAGAUACGUCUCUGCAGCUGCGGCGAGAUGUGAUCUUCUGCCAGGUGGCGACGGCUGCGCUGUGCACGCUGGCCGAGCAGCUGCUAGCGGCCCUGCGAGUGCGGUUCAACAACGCCGGCGAGUACCAGGAAGACGGCAAGGAGACCAGCCACAAGUGGUUGGAGCAAAUAUCUGUGAUUGGCGUGCUGCUGCACUUCCAGUCCACACUUGCACCACACGUGAAAGAGGAGCGGACGAUGCUGGAGGACACCAAGGCUGCCCUGUUGGACUUGGACAAAGUCACUGUGUUCUUCAGGCAACUGGAGGACGAGUGUCUUGUCGCAAAUACGCCUGUUUGUUACCAGGUGGAGGGCAGCAGACAGACCCUGAGGGUCACCCUCUACCUUGACAGCUGUCACUUCAAUGAGCUGCCUAGCCGGCUCCAGAAUGGAAACAGCCUCAAGCUCCACACCGUCCUCUUCACCAGAGCACUGGAGCGUCCUGAGGGAGUGUCCCAGCAGGAUCACACCCCUAUGGAGGAGUUCCAGCAGCGCAUCAACGCUGUCUCGCUAGAGAAGGUCAAGGCUUACUACCGCAGACUCAGGGCAUUUUAUUUGGAGAAGUCGAAUCUUCCCACAGACUCCAAUACCACAGCUAUGAAGAUCGACCAGAUACUGGGCCUUGAAGUUAGAGACCUUCAACCAAGCAUUUCAAAACUUCUGCGGCCGCUCAACACUCUGGACGACCUGUGCCGACUAAUGCAGUCGUACAUCAAUGUGCGUCCGAGCGCCCAAGGUCACCCGUCGGGUGUCAGCGUGCUGUGUGUGUCCUCGGAGCUGUGUAACCGCCUGGGAGCGUGCUACAUCACCAUGUGUGGUACUGGCAUGCAGAGAUGUUCCCUGAGUGUGACUCUGGAACAAGCCAUGAUCCUCGGGAGGAACCACGGCCUCAUGCCGCGCUGCCUCAUGCAGACUAUCGACAUUAUGCGCAAACAGGGUGCAAGAGUUGAGCUCUCUGCUAAAAACCUGAAGGUAAUGGACCAGAUGCCUCCUUUGGCUCCAAGGCUUUUCAAACUAUGCUUGCCACCCUCAGAUGGAGAACUCUAAGAAAACUGUCACUUUAUUUUUAAUCUAAACCUCCUCGGAGACAAAAGGUGAAAGUGAACAAUAUGAUGGGAGAUGACAUGAACAAAAAGCACAAGUGUCACUGCGGUGGGAUAAAUCUUGUUUGUUCCCAAUGACCCAGUUCCACGAUGAACAUUCCAGCAUGGAUACGGCUUGAUUCUUCUGUACAGAUGACUGACAACCUGGUCAGACUGAUAAAGACUAGUCUUGUUUUCUUGCACUGGGAAGCACUCACACAAAAGUAAUACUGCCUUGACUCUCUGUCUAGAUGAAGCUGACAAACAACUUCCACAUGGAACUGGCACCAAAUAUUGACCAGUUGCCAGUUUUGCUGCAGCCUCAAUAAGAAGAUGUCCUCAAAGUUUCUGCUCAUAGCUGAUCUGUUGUGACUAACUGGAUUAACCAAACUACCUGUAGCUGACUCUCAUCUUAAAUGCAGAUGUUACCCAGUUUGCCUUGGACUGCAAAUCCAGAGAGCCGUCUGUUUGGGCUGGUGUUCCACAGGGCUCCGUGUUAGGACCCCAUGGGAAGUAGAAAAAUUGGACGCUGUGUUAUUCAUGUGCGAUAGCUGGCUGAGCAUAAACACAGACGUCAGUGGGUAGAUUGUUGGAUGAAAAAGAUGUUUAGGGACAAAUUGAAAAAACAGAUUGUGGGGAGUGGGGCGGGGGGGCUGCUCAUUCUUCGGCCCACUGCAUGUGGUUACUGUGCAAUUACUGUAGGAUUAGUGUGAGUACUGUAUUACUGCACUAUAUGAAGGAUAACUAUUUAUUGUUUCUGGAAGGAGUAUUUUACCCCUCACGUACAUGUCAGGUAUUAAAGAAUUUAAAAGCAUUUCUGCCUACUUAUGGAACAGUAUUUAAAGGACCAAUGGCAUGCCAUUUUUUAAGACUCAACUACUUAUGUAUUUUAUUUUAUUUAUGUGAAUUAUCAGAAAGUGUUACCUUAAUAUUCAUGGAAUGCAGGGCAGGGGCAGUGACCAGGAGCUAGCUAAUCAGAAUCAGGACAAAGGAAGCUGUAGGUAAUGACUAGAGCUGUUUGUUUGUCAACAAAGAGAACAGGUUGGGAUAUUAAAUUAUUAAUAUAUUAGUUGAACUUUCCUAGUUGAAGGAUCAUCUUCUGAUAACUUGGCCGUGAUGCUGAUUUUAAAACUAGCUUUGGUAUUUACUGUAGGAAUUAGAAUGUACACGACUGGUCCGUUCAAGUCGCCGUAUUAGCAAAAAGUACUGUAAACACUUUGCAGGUAAACAAAGGGAUUAUUUUUUCUUUUAUGAGUGAAACAGUAACUUUACUGAAGAUUUUGAAUUCUUGUACAUAAAAACUGUAAGAGAGGAAAACUAGGAUAUGGUUUAUGAGCAGCAGAGUAAUGCUAUAAGUUAAAUUGGAUUAUUUUUAUGGAGAUAAUAUACUAUAUAAAGCAUUUAUUUUAUUUUAUUUUUUUUUGUAUUUACGAAUGUGCAUUUGAUGAGAGGUUGUUUCUCUUUGCUGUGCACAUCCUGACUGACAGCUUGGUUUUAAACUGUUCAACUUGCAUUUCAACAUGGUUUUAUGUGUCAUCAUGCUGCAUUCAUUAGACAAAUCAUUUAGUUUUUAAUUUAUUUAAAAGCAGUCUGAUCCCAGUUAAAUCCCAUGAUUCAUUUAUCUUAGCCCCGGCACAGCCAGCGGUGACUUUAAUUAUUGGAUAUUUCCAUAUUUCAGUUUACCGUAUUAGAAAUUACCCAUGAAUGCAUCAGAAGUUACCUCAAGUUGUUGUAAAAUAUCAAAUACGGUCUGUUUUAAUGUCUGCAGCAUGUCAGCGGAGCUGGACAAAUACUUCACGGAUUAAACGUUUAUUUACAUUAUGCUAAUGUUUCAUUUUUGUAUAUACUUUUUUGCAAUUGUAUGUUGCCUGAAAAUAACUGUACAAAGAAUCUUUCUAAAAUGAUCAUUGUAAAUGGAAUCUUAACAAGUUAGUAAAUAAACUGUUCACAGCA